UCCCCACGCCAGCCUCUCCAUUCACCGAACCGACAUCGCGUCGUACGGUCUACGUCACGAUCCGAAAAAAAAGCGCGCGUGCAUUUUCGAAAAACAAUUUAAUAACCCAAUCAAAAAAAAAAUCGGAAAAAAUCCUAAUCCAUUCCUUAAAGUUUUUUUAAGUGCUAUGUGCCUCCGUGUUCGGUUUUCAAACGGCUUCCAAAAAAGAUGAUGAUAGGAUACCAUGUCUUGCGCAAAGUGCCGUGCAUCCAUGGAUAUCACCGCAGUGCUUCUUUACGUGCUGGUGCCCCUUUUGGUCGUUGUUUCGGCCUGUUCAAGCCCGGAAGAAAUCGUUUCAUUGGGAAAGGUUAAAAGGGCGGAAACCCUUCCUGUACCUCUCAAGUCGGUGGUUGAUAUUUGCCAGGUGCCCGGGUGUAAUUGCACAGAAAUUUCCACAUGGAAAUAUGUUAAUUGUACAUUUAAUAGCUCACAGGAAAUCGAACUCGAGCCAGGGUCAGUUCCGGGAAAUAUAAUCGAGAUGUCCAUCAUUGGAGGCGAGGUCUUAGUUUUCAAAUCCGCUACUAUUCAAAUGGCGCAAGGAUUGAGUCUGUUGAGAGUCGAUGGAACAAAAAAUCUUAUUAUACAUAAACAAGCUUUUAGCAUAGACAGUCCCACGUUUUUCCUUCAAGUUCAAGAUUGCCAAAAGUUUGUUUUGGAAAGUAAUGGAAUUAAAACAAGCAAGACCUCAAUAACCCUUGAAGUAAAACACUGCAACCAAGUGGCCAUAAAAACAUCAGCGUUUAGUAAAUUAUCAAGCGGAACUUUUGAACACAUUUCAAGUCUUAUCUUGGAAGAGACAACUUUUUCGUUCGAAAUUAACCACAACGAUCAUCACCACGGUCCAGUAACCAAUCUUUCCUUUUUACAUGUAAAAAUAGUCGAAAUCCCUCGAAGAGCAUUCGUCGCAUCCCUCUCAGAAAUAAAAAUCCAUAAAUGUGAAAUCAGAAAUAUACAAUCAGAAGCUUUUGGAAUGAACCUAAUCGCUUCCAUAUCGAUAAGAGACACAACAAUCAAUAAAAUGCAGGCGAGAGCUUUCAGUGAUAAAACUUUGAUCAUCAAAUUUGUAUUAAACAAUUCCAAAAUAGCCGUUUGGGAAUCAAACGCUAUUAAAGGAGCGGUUACAAAUUUAACUGUUAUAAACAAUACGAUAACAGAAAUCGGAUCUGAGGCAGUCGUCUCAACCACAGCAACCGCAAUAAUAAAGUACAACAAAAUAAAAACUAUAGCAAGUGAAGCAAUAAUAUUAAAAGAUUUCAAUCAACUCCUCUUCACCAAUAACAUUAUAACAAGUUUAAAUAAAUCGUUUAUAAACUUCACAUUUACAAAUCCAAACGUUUUGAAAGAAUUUCAUUUCGUUGAAAAUGAAAUUUAUCACACAAAUCCAGGGGCGUUAGCUUUCGUGCCUUUAUUAUUACAAAUCGAGCCAUCGAGCAUAUUUAAAGAUAAUCUUUUUAACCAAACGUGCCAUUGUACAAUAAGCGACUGGUUGGGUGCUUUAUUUGAUACGCAAAACGUUUUCUUUGCGUUAAAUACAAGCUUUUGUACGGUAGAUCCAAUAAUUUCAAAUUGUUUCAAAAUAAACGAGCGAUUAAUAAACAUGGAAAAUUUUACCGAAUUAGUUUGUGGGGAUGGUGAUAAAAUAAUCUGCGAGGAAUACAACGGGGAAACGAAAAUUUUAGAUACAACAGCCACGAUGUUGUUUGAUGAAGAAGAUAGUGGACCAAGUACUCAAUUAGUUUGGGGAAUUUUUGUUAUAAUUUUAGUGUUAAUAGCCGUCAGUGGAACGAUCGUCAUCCUUUUAAUAAAAGGGGGAAUUUGGAUGAAGAAGAAAGGUUAUUGUGUCCACUUCAGGGAUCGCUUAAAUCAUGCAGAACAAAGUUUCGACGACGAAAGAGACAUGGUUGAACAAGAACCUUGCACGACAGAAGAAUACGACGAAGGAGACGAUUUAGAAAGACUCAAAGAGCUUUUAGACCGAUUAAAAAAAGAUAUGGAGAGUCCAGACGAUGAUAUACGCCUCCAAGCAGAAACUCACAUUCAAAAAUUAUACGAACAGUUCAGCGCAACAAAUAAUAACCGCCAAGAAGAAGAAACGCAUUUAUACGAAGAAUUAGGAAAUAUGCAAAACGGCAAACCAAAAACAUUAACAAAUCUACACAUUGAGACUCAAUCCAAACCAGUCGUAGUCGAUUACUCGGAACCUACAGACGCAGCCGUCCAUUUUUACUCUGAAUUAAAACAGAAUAAAAACGAUGAAGACGAUAUCAGUCAUAAAUCAUCGCUUAAAUCGAAUGCGUCCGGGAAAAUGGCUUUUAGGCCGCUUCCUGAAAAACCUAGAGACAUUGAAAACCCAGGACCAUCUCGGAAUUAUUAAGCGAUUCCUAAAUCUUCCUUAAAAAAAACUAAGUGUACAUAAAUAUUAACGAAACACGUUUAAAACGAGUACGUUAAAUGCCAUUACAUUAUUAACUGUGAUACAGAGCGGCGAUACGACCGAAUUUUUAAUAAUAGCGCUACGUGGAGCGCAACGAAUUUUGUAUAUUUUGUAUUUUUAUUUUAGGUAAUUAACAAUAUUAUAAAAAGAAAAAUUAAUUAAU
This is a messenger RNA of Onthophagus taurus, 2636 nucleotides long. RefSeq lists its product as uncharacterized. Lineage: Eukaryota; Metazoa; Arthropoda; Insecta; Coleoptera; Scarabaeidae. The record is from RefSeq and is a predicted model, not a curated record.